AUGGGUUUGCUAAUGAUAUUGCUAAUGCACCAGUACCUACCACUUUUUUAAGUAAUGAAGGGGUGCUGCAAAGACCAGAAGAUACCACUAGUCAUGGACAAAAUCUUAUGGAUUGCAAUAAUCUAGGGAAGUCUUACUCUGAUAAGAAAUAUUCAAGUUUUCCGUUAAAAGACAAGUGGAAACCUGCCUCAGGAACGAGUGGCCAAAACUACCCUGCUAUGGCAGUCAAGGAUCCCAAUGUAAUUGUAAAAAACUUUUAUCAAGAGGCAGACCAGGAAGAAGGUUAUACUUCAAUGUCCACAAACAGGCAACCUUCGCCGAAGCAUACCACUGUAGAAAAAUGGAUCUUGGACCGGCAGAAGAGAAAAGUCCUUGCUGAGCACAACUGGGCUCAGAAACUGCAGAAGACAUCACAAAAAAUCAGUGGUUGUUCUGAUAGGCUAAAGGAAGUUGUGAGCUCUUCUGAAGAUAUUUCUGCGAAGACGAAAAGUGUAAUUGAAUUGAAAAAGCUUCAGUUGCUAGAAUUGCAGCGACGUCUUCGGAGUGAUAUCAUGAACGAUUUUUUUAAACCAAUAGCAAGUGAAAUGGAUAGAUUGAAAUCAAUUAAGAAGCACAGGAUUGGAAGGAGAUCAAAACAAAUUGAAAGAUAUGAGCAAAAAAUGAAGGAGGAGCGACAUAAGAGAAUUAGGGAAAGGCAGAAGGAAUUCUUUAGUGAGAUUGAAGUUCACAGAGAAAGACUAGAAGAUGGUUUUAAAGUAAAGAGAGAGCGCUGGAAAGGAUUCAAUAGAUAUGUAAGGGAGUUCCACAAAAGGAAGGAAAGAUUUCACCGUGAGAAGAUAGACAGGAUCCAGCGAGAAAAGAUUAAUUUAUUGAAAAUUAAUGACGUUGAAGGAUAUCUUCGCAUGGUUCAGGAUGCAAAAUCUGAUCGGGUUAAUAAACUGCUAAAAGAAACUGAGAAGUAUCUGCAAAAACUUGGGUCCAAAUUGAAGGAUGCUAAAGUAAUGGCAGGUCAGUUUGAGUCUGAUAUUGAGGCGAGUAAGGGUGGUGCCAUUGAGGAGAGUGAAGAUGUUGAGAAUGAAGAUGAAAAGGAUCAGGCCAAGCACUAUUUGGAAAGCAAUGAGAAAUACUACAUGAUGGCACAUAGCGUAAAAGAGCACAUAACUGACCAGCCAGCCGGGCUUAUUGGGGGAAAACUAAGGGAGUAUCAAAUGAAUGGACUUAGAUGGCUGGUUUCUCUUUACAAUAACCAUUUGAAUGGCAUACUAGCAGAUGAAAUGGGCUUGGGAAAAACGGUUCAGGUCAUAUCUCUGAUUUGCUACUUAAUGGAAAAUAAGAACGACAGAGGACCUUUUCUAGUAGUUGUACCAUCUUCUGUUCUACCUGGAUGGGAGUCAGAGAUCACCACCUGGGCUCCUAGUGUCCACAAAAUUGUUUAUUGUGGCCCCCCCGAAGAACGCCGAAGGCUAUUCAAGGAACAAAUUGUUCAUCAAAAAUUUAAUGUUCUUCUGACAACAUAUGAAUAUUUGAUGAACAAACAUGAUCGUCCAAAACUGAGUAAAAUACAGUGGCAUUAUAUUAUUAUCGACGAAGGUCAUCGCAUUAAGAAUGCUUCCUGCAAGUUAAAUGCUGAUUUGAAACAUUAUCGCAGCAAUCACAGAAUACUAUUGACUGGAACUCCCUUGCAGAAUAAUCUCGAAGAGCUAUGGGCGUUGCUUAAUUUCUUGUUGCCAAACAUCUUUAACUCAUCUGAAGAUUUUUCUCAAUGGUUCAACAAACCAUUUGAGAGUAAUGGUGACAGUACCGCGGAUGAAGCUUUACUAUCUGAAGAGGAGAAUCUUUUGAUAAUAAAUCGUCUUCACCAAGUUCUGCGGCCAUUUGUACUUCGAAGAUUAAAACACAAGGUGGAGAAUGAAUUACCUGAGAAGAUUGAAAGACUAAUUAGAUGUGAGGCUUCUGCAUAUCAGAAGUUAUUGAUGAAGAGAGUUGAAGAGAAUCUUGGUGCCAUUGGAACUACAAAGGCUCGCUCUGUGCACAACUCUGUGAUGGAGCUACGGAAUAUAUGCAACCACCCAUAUCUUAGUCAACUUCAUGUGGAGGAGGUUCACGAUCUAGUUCCAAAGCAUUACCUUCCAAACAUUAUCAGACUUUGUGGGAAGCUUGAGAUGUUGGAUAGGUUAUUGCCCAAAUUAAAGGCAACUGAUCACCGAGUUCUUCUAUUCUCGACAAUGACUAGACUACUUGAUGUUAUGGAGGACUAUCUUUGUUGGAAACAGUAUAAAUACCUUCGAUUGGAUGGACAUACAUCUGGUGGUGAUCGAGGUGCCCUCAUUGAGAAGUUCAAUAAUCCUAGUUCUCCAUACUUUAUAUUUUUACUCAGUAUCCGAGCUGGAGGAGUUGGUGUGAAUCUCCAAGCUGCUGAUACAGUUAUUAUCUUUGAUACAGAUUGGAAUCCCCAGGUUGAUUUGCAAGCACAGGCCAGGGCUCAUAGGAUUGGACAAAAGAAAGAUGUUCUUGUUCUUCGUUUAGAGACUGUCCAAACUGUGGAGGAGCAAGUUAGAGCUUCUGCUGAGCACAAACUUGGGGUUGCGAAUCAGAGUAUAACUGCUGGAUUUUUUGACAAUAACACGAGUGCGGAGGAUCGAAGAGAAUACUUAGAGUCUCUCCUGCGGGAGUGCAAGAAAGAGGAAGCUGCACCUGUUCUGGAUGAUGAUUCCCUUAAUGACAUCAUAGCACGAAGGUAUAAUUUGUUGUUAUAAUUAUCGUCAAUCUCUUUUUCUCGUGAUGUCAAAACACUAAUGUUUUAUGGAUCUGAGUAUCAUAUACUUUGCUAAAGUCUGACUUACUUGACUAGGGAUGGGGAUUGGUAAUAAUAAGAUGCUACUUUGGGUAGCCUUUUAUGAAUAAGUAUUUACUUAUGAUGAUGCCAUGUGAUCAUCUUAAUAAUAUGGUUGUCUAAUUUUAACCUUGACAACAUAAAGUUACAAAAUUUUUAACCAUUUGAAAGGGAAGUAGGCUAAAAAAUUACUGCUUUAACUUUCUUAUCACACAAAAUUACUGUAUCAACUUUGACAUGCAUGAUGCAUCAUAUAUCUGCAACUUAGUCAAUUCAGAAUCAUCAUUUUAUGUCAUAUAGUUGACUGACCACCUUGAAACCAUAAGAUAAUCGAAGAUAGCAUGCUUAGCUUGGAGAUUGUUUCAGCAUUGCAAUGUGCACAUGUUCAUAUGGGUAGUAGUCUUUUACAUUUCAUUCAUCAGUCACUGAAUUUUUGGGGGACUCGCAAGUUUUAGUAUGCUUGAAGGUCCUAGGGUCUCCCAAGGAGUUUGUGCAUUCCCUUUCUUCUUUCCUUCUCACUGAAUUGUGAACCUAGUAAAUGAUACGAGCAUAUUAUUAUUGUUACAUUGCUGUAAAACAUUGUGAAUUAAUCAUUAAUUAGUGUACGGGUAAGAAGUCAGAUUAUGAAAUAGAAAGUGAUCUUACCUGUAAUACCUUUAUUGUGAUAAAGAAAUUGCCAGAAUCAGUAAAAGGUGUAAGAAUUGAGCACAUCUUAUGAAUUUUCAGUAUGGAAUUUAUAGAAUUGGGGCAUAUUUUCUUAGAGAGUUAUGGGGAUCUUCUCAGUAAUGUGAAGGGAAACUUUCUUUUGCCACAUUUGGUAUGGCCCCAAUUGGUGUAUGGAAGUGGUUUGGGAGGAAUCAUUUCUCCCAAAAAUAAAAAUCCUCUACCAAGUACUCUCUUAGUAAGUCACUAAAA
Molecule: messenger RNA, 3748 nt
Organism: Salvia miltiorrhiza (redroot sage)
Lineage: Eukaryota; Viridiplantae; Streptophyta; Magnoliopsida; Lamiales; Lamiaceae
Product: chromatin structure-remodeling complex protein SYD-like
Exons: 21
Coding region: 108-2756 (882 amino acids)
Biological process (GO): positive regulation of transcription by RNA polymerase II
Cellular component (GO): nucleus
Molecular function (GO): DNA binding; ATP binding; ATP-dependent chromatin remodeler activity
Source: RefSeq, a predicted model, not a curated record